Molecule: messenger RNA, 5881 nt
Organism: Amoebophrya sp. A120
Lineage: Eukaryota; Dinophyceae; Syndiniales; Amoebophryaceae
Source: the annotation of a GenBank genome assembly
AGUGUUGGAGUGUCAAAAAGGACCGCUACCGAGCCGGGUUUGCCCUAGUCCGUAUUUAUUGUAGUCACCUCAAAGAAGUCACUGCAACUAACUCGAGCUUCAUCUUCAUUGGCCUCUUCUGGGAUUCAUGAGCAGUUGAUCUUCAUUGAUAAAAUGACGAGCAGUUUCCCGAAGGAGCUUUCUCCGCGGUCGCGGCCGUUGCUUGACCCUAACCAUGCUGCCGACGAAGACCAAACAGCGCCCGCUGCCAGGACGGAUUCCGCCCCGCACACCCCCUCCUCGCGGCCGAAAACGAUCAAAAAGCAGCUCACCUGGGACCUGGGCCAGGCCAUUCAGGAACGACAGCAGGCGGCGAUGUCUAAUUCUUCUAGCCAUGGGGGCGGUGCUGGUGUUGCAGCUGCUGCAUCUUCUGGACAGACGUUGACGGCAGGAGGUGGGGCACGAUCAUCUACGUCCGGUGGAGUUUUCAAGUCUUCAUCCUCCUCCACGAGCCGCUCCUCCACUUUCAACCCUAUGAUUCCCCCGCCACUUAAUCUCGCCGGCGGACAGGACUACCAGCAGUGGAAAGCGAAAAACACAAACAGCACGAGAAAGAACAAAGCAGGUAGUACAGCCGCUGGCGCAGCUGCAGCUUCAUCUCAGUCGAAGGUGUGGGACAACAAGAGCCAGAAUCAUAAUUAUCGGGAGAUGAUGAAGAGGAAGACCACGAGAAGCUCCAGCUCGCUGCACAUCGGAGAAGAAGACGAGUACUAUCAGGAUCAACAAACCUCGCUGUUCAAUUUGGCACAGCGAAGAUCUUUAACGACGAGUGACUUCAUGAACAACCGUAGUUACAACAACCAACAAGACCAGGGUAGAACAAACGGUCUCGAACCCGGAGCAUUGUCGAGCCAAGCGGAACCGCAACCGGGCCGGGGAGGCGCCCGGCGGGUGUCGCAGGUGUGGAAGGAUAUUCAGCGGACGCUGUACACUGCAGCCGGGUUUGCGAAGGCCGGAAAGGACCGGGCGUUCCGUCGGCGAGAGGAGGAGCUGCGGGAUCAAUAUUACAGACAGCUGAAAGAUAGCGAGGAGAAUCUUAGUGCAGGUGGAUCUCGCGAUCGGGGUCUUGAUUCGGUAAUAUUAAUUUAGUUUUGAGAACAUUUUUUUGCAUGGAUUCUGCAUCAGUAUUAUGAAAGAAUUUAGGCUUUCGAAAUUGGUGCAAUCUUCGCGCAAGUAGUGUAGACAAGGAAGGCGUGAAAUACGGGGUGGAAAAAAAUUUGUUGAUUGCGGGCGAAAAACGUUGAAAACACAUCAAAAUGCAGGGCAACACCUCGUCCCCUCUGUUUCCCCAGAAGAUGAAAGACUUAACGAUGCCGAGCAUCACCUCCGCGUUCAAAAAGCGGAAACAGUUCGGGAAAAGGCAUCAAUCCUCGCUCGAGGAGCGGCCACUCCGCGGCUCCACCCCGUCCGCUUUCCUCCCGGAGCCAACGAACGGCUUAGGUUUUCUGCCCUGGGAAAUGCGAGCGACCGCGGUGUCCUUUGCGGAUCUUCCUACCGAAGACCGUUACGUCCAGUAUGUGGACGGAAGGUCGGAUUUGCACUUCCAAAUAUGCAUUGCAAAAGUAUCGUACUAGUAUGAAUCGCAUUACAAAUUUUCUCAAGAACAAAAUAUGCAAUUUGUCAUGCUAUUUCAGGCAGCGAGUAGGAUUUGUCAUGCGCAUCUGCGAUUAGUACCAACGCAACCAGUACGAGCGCGAUACUUUUUUGCUUGAUGCCAGAUCGACAUGGGGAAUCCGUACGAGGGGACGGCGUUCAUGACGGAACUGCUACCGGAGGAAAAACUGUCCCACAAGCAGACCACCUUCGUCGGGGUAGCGUACCAGAUCACCAGUUUGGGCAAUUUAAACACGACACUGGAGGAGGUUUCGCUGGGGUUUGAGCUGUCCAUGUUCUUCAAGAUUAAAGACGAGGACGCGUCGUUUUUCAAAGAGCGGAUCGGGCCGGAGGUGCGGUUUCACGACUUCGAGGGCAAGAUGCCGUGUUUCCGGUUACUGUCGGUGCCGGAAGAACCCGAGGUGGUGUCAGAAAACAUUGUCGCGGUCAGGAGGUGUUUUGACCGGGAUGUGGAGCUUUUGGAGCACGAAAGCGAUUCGGAGGAGGAGGGAGAAAAUUCUGACGAAAGCGACGAUGAUAGUGAUGAAGCAGGAGUACCAUUUGGCGAAGGAGACGCGUCCUUCUGGGAUUACUACAACAAAAAAAGACCUGCAGUACCGCAUGAGAAAUCAAAUUCCACAGAGGAUAUAAUCAACUACACCACGGAAGGAGAAACACAAGCAGGUGGUGCAACAACGAGUUGCACGUCAGAUUCGGAUUCUAAAAAUCGCAUUCCAACCCUGGAACCCUCCUCCUCUUUGGACUCGUCGAAGGAGAGAAAGAAAAACGCCGCGAAUAAACAAGGCCGAAGUUCAAAGACUGCCGGCACUGCACCUCCUUUCGGGGGCGCCGGCGCGUAUUAUAGCAAAUCUUCUUCUCAAGAGCAGAUCCUCAAUGCGAUUAAACACAACAAAGUGGUGAAACAGGCGAAAUCCCGGUUCAAAUCCAAGCACACUUGGAAAAAGCAACACGUGGAACCCCCGCCGCUGGCGUAUUACGUCCAGGUCUACGGGAAGUACCGGUGUACGUGCCGACAGGUGAUGGACUUGGUGCAUUUCCCCUUCAGCCGGCAGUUAAUUCGGUUGUCGUUUGUAGCCACUGCGUAUCCUGUGCAAAAGCAUCGUACUCGUAGUAAUUGCAGUCAUGCAUGACAAAUCUGGUUCCUUAGCUUCUUCAGCAUUACAAAUUCCUUUUUUCCUUCUGGAAAAAUUUGUGAUGCUAUUUCUACUAGUACGAUACUUUUGCAAUGCAUACUGCGAACACGUACAAGUACAUUUUCGUGCCGUGGGCAUACAUGCUCCCGUUCUACGAACUGGUGGAAGAGGAUGUGGAAGAGGACUGCGAGCAAGACUCGUUCUCCCGCUUUGUGCAGAAAUUGUCCGAUUACCAGAAGUCGCAGCGGUUCACAAGAAGUUCUAAUGGUCGGACGUCGACGAGUCGAGACAAUUCCUUGCGGCAGGGCGGAGGGAGUAGAAGAGAUAGCACUUCUGUUUCGACGACGAACAACAUCAAGCAAGGCGGUGGACGAGAUAUUGAUCAGCGAACAAGAACAAAUGCGACACUUGUGGAGGGCGUGUCCAACACCGACUCUCUGGGCCGCGGGGAGGAGCACGUGGUGAAGGAUUUGUUGAGUGAUCAUCAUGUGGCGGAAAAUAGUACCAGCACGAAAGGAGAGCAGUCUUCUGCAUCGUACGAAAAUCUAGAAAGGGCAAGCACGUACGACUUGCGGCCAGAGAUACGGUCGUCCGAGGCCGACCGGCAGCUGCAUGAGGGUUCUGGGAAAGAGGUGCGAUUUUCCGGUGCAUCAAGCAGUACUAGCAACUUCUUCGAGGGUCUGAUCCCGGAAGACGAUGAGGAUUUUGCUAGACUUCUGGACGACGAGAAGAAUAGCACUACCUUGUCGAGGAAAUCCUGUGGAUUCGCGAGAGACGUUUUUAUCCCCGAUAUGGAGGAACCGAGUUGCGGCUCCGCAGCGCCGGAAAACGGGACGGGCUUCGGCUUUGAUGACGACUACGGAAGUGUGAGCAGCAGCGACGGGGAUGAAGGUUUUUUGGAUUAUGAUCUGCUCGUGGAGGGUAGACAGAAAGAAGGGUUCACGAACAGCAUCCGAUCCUACUCCGUGCCCGCGUCUUCAUCUAGCAGGAGAAGCGGCUUUGCUGGUGGAGGUGUAGGAAAUAAUAUCAAAACAAAAAUCCUCGAGCGAAACGACACGCGCACCACAGUCAGACCGCGAUUCCAGCCGGAGGGGGAAGUCGCGAGCAUGGUGAUCCCCGAAGAAGGAGAGGAAGAUGCUGUUUUGGACGCAGAAACCGACGGGCGGGGGCAGAAUUUUUACAGCGGCGGCGUUGUUGAUCAUGAUAACCCAGCACCUGAAGGACAGUAUAAAGCAACAUCGAACAAAACCUAUCGCCGCUCCUCCUCCCUCCCCGACCGCGCCAACCGGAAUUCGCGAACGGCCUACGACCUUCCCGGGAGGGAAAUCAUGUCCGCUGCGAAACGGCGGUCGAUUCAGCUCUCCCGUGGGGAAUUCAUCAAGAAACGAGCGAAAUCCGACUGGCGGCAGAUGUUGUUGCAACCAGGCUCUGGACUGUCGGAUCAGGAAAAAACGCCGGUGACGAAUUACAGAUCAACAACUAGUACAGGACCCGGCUCAGCAGCUGGUGGAGCAACAUCUCCGCCGCCGCAAGUCAACACCUCUGCUACUAGCUCUCUGACAAAUCAAGCAAAUCCUCCGAAGAAGAACUACCGGUUAGUGGAACUGCGGCUCCGCCCCUCGGUGUUUAAAGGCCGUUGCCGCAUGUCGGAGUCGUGGAUUUGCCGGUGCCAUUUCUCCGAAUUCUACCCCUUGUCCUGGCUCGCCUCCAUGCCCAGCGGCGCGAAGUACAGCCGGUUUCACAUCGUGCUGCAGAUGGAGUGUGUGCCGACGUUUUACUUGCUGAACGUGCACUUCAUCCUGCUGUGUCUGGUUUCUCUCUCGUUUUCCACUUUUCUCAUCGAUCCGGACGACCCGGGGUCCAGGAUGCAGGUGUUGCUGACCUUGAUUUUAUCCCUUGCGGCCUACAAAGUGACGCUAAACACCUGGACGCCCAUUAAACCGUACGUGACGCGAUUGGACGUGUACGUGUUGGUCACGUUUUUGAUCACAUCGAUUAUGGGUUUGGACUGCAUGCUCGCGGCCUUGACCUGCAACCUCUUCCCGAGCACGAAAGACACGGUGAUCUGGAUCGAAGCGAUUGUGUGGAUUCCGGUCUUCUUCGCUUGGGUGAUCCUGCACUACUUCGUGUUCAAAUCCGAAUUCUUGGCGAACGGGCAGUACGGUACUUUGGUGUAUCCGAAGUGGUAUCCUGUGCAAAAAUAUCGUACUCGUAUUGCAAUAAUGCAUUGCAAAUCGUUUUCUUUAGGUAAACCCACAUUACAAAUUUCAUUUGUCAUGCUGAGAAAUUUGUAAUGCAUUUAUACGAGUGCGAUACAAUACUUUUGCAAUGCAGAAGUAGGCCGAUGUGUUGAAGAUUGACGACGCGAACCAGCAGGCGGAGUCGGAAUUUGUGGAAUCGAUGAACAGAAGAGGAUUCCAGAUGGACCGGGCAAAUUUGCCGAGUGUCGCAACCAUGACGAAGAAGUUGGCGAGGUAUUACAGGAAUCACGGGGAGUUCUUGUAGGAUGGGCGGCGGAGUAAGAGUAUUUCUUGUCGUGAGGAUGAGGUCGUGAAUCUCACUAGGUAGAAGUGGUAGCUCAGCAGUGUCGUGCUGUAAAGCCCCGGGAGGAAUAAACACGUAAAGCUGUUGUAGUUGCGCUGCUGCACACCAUCGGAAAAACAUUAUCUUAUAUUAUUUAAUACCGACAGCGACAGUGCGUUGAAGUUUCUGUUUCACGAGCUCAGCACAGAAACGUUUUCCUUCAAACUAAACACAGCUGCAGCGUUCUGAUUGAUCGAUGCAUGUACGAUCUUGUGAGCAUCUCUUCUGUAUGAUUGACUACGACCACUACCUGAAGAGAAAGAGAAUGAAUGUUGCGAAGCAAAAAGAAAACAAGGCCCUGAACUUCAGUGCUCUUCUUGGUAAGAACUAGACAACCGGAGAUGACAAAGAAAAAGCCUUUUAAUAAAUUCCGGAUGAAAUAGUAGUAGCUGGGCCCGUUUUUUCUGGGGUGCUAAACAAAUAUUUGGAUACACUCUCCAGCAUAGCGCAGUCGUGAAGUAAACGACGCUUGCGCUUGUCCUUGGUGUUACCGAAAUUGUGUUCAUCAUCUG